AUGACCUUUGUUAAUGUGUUUCUGCGAGCUGCGAGCACAGUACUGAGCGGCGAGGGCGAGGCGCUAGUGCUCGUACGAGGUAGCAUCGAGCAGGUCCAGGUGGCAGUGGAGGAGGUCGAAGAGGAGCAAAAGGAGGAGGAGAGCGGCGUCGAGGUCGAGGUCGCGGUGAUGGAAGACAAUGGGCGGCGGCGGAGGAAGAGGGGAGAAGUGCGAGGUGAUGUGGUGGUUUGGUGGAGGCAGGAUAGGAGGUGUUUGGCUACGCGGUGGGUUUUCAAGGGAGGGAGAGGGAGUGAAGGUGGGAAAGGGUGA
Molecule: messenger RNA, 309 nt
Organism: Linum trigynum
Lineage: Eukaryota; Viridiplantae; Streptophyta; Magnoliopsida; Malpighiales; Linaceae
Source: the annotation of a GenBank genome assembly